GUUGACCGUAACGUAACAACAGCUAGGCAGAGAGAGGGCUGGAGUAUUCACACACACACACACACACGCACACACACUGCUAGAGCACAGUAAAGAGGAGUGUAGGAGAGAGCAGAUGGAGUCUAGCUGCAUGCCUGAUGGACUGAGCUCGCCGAGACGGUCACACACGCUUACUCACAACAAAGGCCACGACUGUCUGGGUGCUGUUGUCUCUAGACUCACUGGUGUGCUCCACUGAAUACAGACUGUGAAGAAGCUGAAAAGGCUGUGUGUUUGGAACGGAGCCAAUGACCAGGAGGCUAAACUGAAGGAGAAUAAGGCCACAGAGAAUUUAUUAAAAUGGGCAAGCUGUACCGAUGGACCAACAGGACCCUGAACAGCUCCUACCCCCAAGCCAUAAGACUGUUAAAUAGUUAGUCCAGGGCCAGUUUCCCGGAGCCUCUCUCUGAAUUAUGGUGGCUCAUACUGCAGCCAUACCGGACGUGAAGGCCCCUGCACCAUGUGACUACCCCUCAGCGGGCUGCUCCCCCGGCCAAGGCCUCGCGGGCUCGCGGGCUACACCUGCACCGCUGGUCUCACCAUGGAUCUGGAGCCCUGCCUCAGCCUCACUGACUUCCCCCUGCCCCAACCCCUCUCUGGCUUCAGAGGCCACAGCGUACCUCCCUACCCGCCAUACCCUGGCCAGUGCCCCUUCAUACCACGGUCUAACAGCAGUGCAUUACUCACUAACCUGGGGCUCCGGUACUGCUCCACCAACAGUGUGCAGCACCCACCCAGGGGUCCUGACUCUGGGCUGGAGUUGGGGUCAGGGUCAGGCCUGGGGCUGGACCCAGGGCCCUGUUGGAACAUGAACCAAGGCUGUGGAACUAGACUCUACCGCAGCAUGGAGAACUUGAACUGGAGUAAUUCUGUGUCUGUACCAGGCCUCUACUGUUCCCCGUAUUGUGCCCCCUACAGAGGCAGUGUGGACAGUGGGUUUAUCUUCCGCUGCACUGCCACCAGCCACUGGUACGAUGGGCCCUCGGAGGGGACAGGGCCCCAGGGCUACGGUCCUGAGAGCCUGGCGUUCUACCCCCACCCCCGCCUGGGGAGGGGCCUUGGGGGGUUGGGGAGGAAGGACCUGCCCCUCUUCCCCCAGUGGCUGUUCCCCGGCGCAGAUGACUGGGGGGUGAACGCUACCACGAAUGGCAGGAAAGAGCUAAGGGAGAAGCUCCGCCUCCAAAGCGCUCGAUCGGCAGCGGAACCCCUGAAGCCUCUUCGACCUCAGGUAACCCCAGGCAGUACCACUCCCAUCCUGAGGGGGUGCUCAGAGAGGGACUCAUCCCCUCACCAGAGGUACGUUGGGAGACCCCUUUAUGUCCGGCACCUCACCAGCCCUGAGAAAAUCAAGCAGGAGGUUCUGAGACGCCUUCAGCUCCGCCGGCAGAACAGCACCCCAAACUUGGCCCUCCAUGCCUCCCUGGAGACCCCUCAGACCACAGACAUGGCCAUGUCCUUCCCCACCGAGUCCAUCUCUGUCACUGGAAGUAGUUCUGAGCUCAUAGCCGAGCGUAAGAGGCCCCCUAUGGGCCGCCUGCACAUCCCUACCUUCAAGGAGUUUAAGAGGAUGAGACAGAGAGAGGGAGAGAGUGGACAGAUAGAGAGCAGGAGUAAUGCUACUACAGUAACAACUAUAGACCAACCGCCAGAGACUGGUACAGGCAGCCAGAGCCCAGGGACAGGCAGAGACUGUAAGACUCAGACAGCCCCAUUGGGAUGGCGAGACUCUCAGUCCUCCCAGGAGGAGGAGAGCAAGAGCGAGGAGAGGAGAGGCAGUGAAGAGAGGGAGGAGAGGGGGAGCGGGGAGAGGAGAGGCAGUGGAGAGAGGGAGGAGAGGGGGAGCGGGGAGAGGAGAGGCAGUGGAGAAAGGGAGGAGAGGGAGAGCGAGGAGAGGAGAGGCAGUGGAGAGAGGGGGAGCGGGGAGAGGAGGGGCAGUGAAGAGAGGGAGGAGAGGGUGUGCGGGGAGAGGAGAGGCAGUGGAGAGACUCCCACAGCCAGCACUUUGCACUCAUCCUCUCCCAUCUUCACUGGCCCUACUCCCCAGCUAAAAGCCAACAUUCAGACCACAGUCUCUAACAAACCUAUAUGCACAGGCCCUACUCCCCGCUCUCCCCUCCAGCCCUCCAGUAAGACCCAGGGGAAGGGGACCAUGUAUCAUACCCAGGCCCAGGACAGAAGGCCUAAUGUGGGGCUCAGUGUGCCUCGGGCCUCCCAGGUCCCCUUGCCUCCUCCACACAGGGAGAGUGCAGAGGGCCCCUCCAGCUGCUGCCCAGCUCUGCUCCUGGACAAGACUGACCUCUCCAGCUAUGGAGCCAAGAUCUACAAGAUGAAGGAUGGGUUCAUCGGCUCCGCCCUGGACCUCAUCAAGAAGAGCUGCAGUGCAGAGAUUGCAGAGGCCCCCGUAAGGCUGUCAGGUGACCAGGACGACAGCGCUAACAUCGCUCCCCCACCAGAUUUUCGAUCCUCCACCGUCUCCAUGACAACCGCGACGGCCUGUGGAGAGGAGGCUUGCGACAAGCCUGCAGCAGGAGGAGGAGAAGAACUAACUGCAGAAUGCCAGCACUCUGGCCUGGGCUGCAGGCGCUCCAGCUCGGACGCAGCCUAUGAACCGGCCGAAUCGGUGAGGGCCCAGCGCGAGUGCCGCCUCCGGCCCCACUACAGCGACCCCAUGCCGGCCGACGCCGCCAAGCGCAAACAGCUGGAGAUGAAGAUCGCUGCCGCUGCACGCCUCCACAGCCAGCGACGGGACAGGGACAUCGCUCCUGCCUCGGUGCGGGUCCGUUCUGAACCCCGCGGUGAAGAGCGUCUAGGGAGUCUGGGUGUGACGCGUGGUGGACAGCACCGCUGGAGCACCGUGAGCAGCCUAAGUGCCGACAGUGGUGUGGUGGGCCUGUGUGACGACCGCGAUGAUGACGACGAACCCCGGAGAGUACACCACAGUGGAGGGGCUGAGGUGGAACGGGUGGACAGCGGGAUUGGACCCUGCCUGGCCCACGGCUGGAAGAGACCCUCUGCCUCUCUCAGGGCCUGGGAGGCCCAGAGGCCCUGCCCAGACUGUGGUCAGAGAGACGGGCACGGGGUGGCCCGAACAGAGGGGGAGGGGACCAGUAUGUGUGAGCGCUGCUCCAAGCUGAGGACAGAGAGGAAGGAAGCCAUCUUGGAGUUCCUGAACACAGAGUCAAGUUAUGGGGAGGACCUGAGGAUCAUCAAGGAGGAGUUCUACUGUCCCAUGCAGAGUGCCGGGCUGCUGACCUCAGAACAGCUGACUGUGGUGUUCAGCAACGUUCAGGAGCUCAUAGACGUCAACGAACGCUUCACUGAACACCUGCAGGACAGCAUUGACCAGGCAUUCGACCAGGGAGAUGAGGACCUGCUAACAGUGUGCAUUGGAGAGAUGUUCCUGGAGUUUGUCAACAUGCUGCCAGCCUUCCAGACAUACUGCCUGCAGCAGUCCACCUCUGUCAACAUGCUCAACACCCUGGAGAAGGAGAAAGAACUGCUGAGGAUCUUCCUGGACGUGUCCCAGAAUGACAACACAGCCCUGCGGCGUAUGAACCUGCGCUCCUUCCUCAUGGCUCCCCUUCAGAGGGUCACCAAGUACCCCCUCCUCCUGAGCCGCAUCAGCAAGGUCACCAUGGAGUGCCACCCCGACCAUGGCCGUCUCCGAGAGGCCAAGAGCCGUGUGGAGUCUCACCUGGAGCACAUCAACAUGAAGACCAAGCAGGAAGGAACACUCACCUGGACUCUGCGUUCCUUUCGCCGCGACAGCCGCAAGAACCGCGAGGUCAUUAACAUCGAGAUGCGGGAGAUGUCCAUGAAGACUGUGGGCUGGGCCAGGGAGAACACACGCUUCGUCAUGGAGGGGCCCCUGCAGAUCUCCCAACCUGCAGACGGACAGUGGGUAAAGAAGGGCAGUAAAGGCCUCAAGUUCCAGAACAUCCAGAGUCUGUUGAUGGUGCGUACGCAGCAGCCUGGAGAGGGUCUGUCUCAGACGGACGGCGAGGCCAAGGUGGAGGAGCAGGAGCACGGCGUGUGGGACGGUGUGCUGGUGCUCAUCAAAGACAAGAGCAGUGGGAAGUUUACCGUGCUCAGAGAGCCCAUCCGCCUGGCCAACUGUGUGGUGUCGGCCGACCCUGACUGCGAGGACACCUUUGAGGUGCUGGACAUACGUAAGGAGGCCUUUGUUUUUAGGGCCUCGGAUAAACCCCGCACCCAGCAGUGGUUCCGGCAAAUCAAGAGGUAUACCCGUGACCUGGGGCUGUGGAGGAAGAGGCGUAACGCGCUCCCCAAUAUUAUGAUGAACACAAACCAGGGCAGGUCCUGAGACUGAGGGACACCGUUUCCCUGGCUGGAUACCAGUGUAAAUAGAUGUACUACUACUGCAUAAAGAACUGACCAUGCUUCUGGAUGGUGGAGCGUUUUGUUUCUGAAGUUUUAGGGUGGGGUUUGUGAGGUUCCAUGUUAUGAUGAGGAUAGCACUUUUUUCUAAGAAAAACUGCAAUUGCACCAUACUGUAACGAAACGUAUGAAGGUAUAGUUUUUAGCUUCUGUCUAAAAAUUAUCAACCACUUGGAUGACCAAAAAAGGAGACUUGGUUGGGAACAUUGCUGGCCUUGGUUGUCAAAACUGUUUGCUCUUGAAGAAAGAGAUGUUUUCAGUAUACUGACUGACUGGUGUCUGUGUUGAAAAGCAUGGUUGAAGUUGAUGAUUGAAAAAACAUGACUCUGUAAUGCUAAUGAAAAUGCACAAAUGAGUCAAAAACUACUGUUAAAUUAUACAAUGGGGACUUGGACUACAGCUUAGUAAAAAAAGACAGGAACUUUUAUUUUACCUGACUAAGGUAAGUCAAAAUCACUGGCCUCUUCCCCCUUUCUUUUGCCCUCUGUGUCAGUAGCAAUGUCCACUGCCAGCAGAGAUCCGAGAAAUGGCAUCCAGUCCGUCAGUGACUUCCUACUAUGAAUGCUGUGCAGACAGUGUCUGUCGGACAGUUUGAACCCAGGGUUGUGGACAUACUUGUAUCAGAGGAGGCUGGUGGGAGGAGCUAUAGGAGAACAGGCUCAUUGUAAGCGCUUAAAUGGAAUGAAUGGAACGGAGUCAAACGUGGUUUCCAUAUGUUUGAUGUGUUCGAUACCAUUCCAUGUAUUCUAGCCAUUACAAUGAGCCUGUCCUCCUAUAGUGCCCCCCACCAGCCUCCACUGACUUAUAUCACUGUGCUGGGUGGGCUCAAGUCACAAAGAAGCAAUAAAUUGUGCAAUUUUAGCUAUUUAUUUUAGUUUCUCCACAUCUGGUCAGACUUCGUAAUUAUGGGAAAUCGAGAGCUUAUUAUUCCACCUAUGACUGGAAGUGAUGUUAUUGACACAAAUGAGCUACAGAGGUUAGGCCCUAGAAGAAUGUGCACUUGAACUUCAAGCCUAGGCCUGGUUUGGCCCCUACCAGUAUUGUCAACUGUUUAUUCAAACUCUCAAAGCCUUUACCUGUACCUGAAUGUGGUAGUACAGCAUGGCCAAAGUGGAGGUGGAAAGGCCUCAAACACAGGUCAACCGGACCAUGAGUUUAGUAGCUAAAGCUGACAUAGUAGCGCCAGUCAAAUGUCUUCACGGUGUGCUGUUCCAUGACAAUCAGAUGGGGAAAUUGUGAGCUUUCGUUCCUUGGGUUUUUAUUUCACUCUAAAUGAACAAAAAGCAUUUCUUCUGUUGACAGUCACAGUAAUGUUGGUAAAACUUUGAGUAUCUGGAAAUGGUCAUCAAGUCAGACUGCCCUCUGCCCCUAGGUAGCAGCAGAAAGACACUUAAAAAGCCUGCUUAUACCAGUGUGAACACUGCAUUCACCAAUCUGAAAUUUAGUGAAAUCUUUUUGGAUGCCAGAAUUUACAGGCAGUUCUAAUCCCUCCAUCGACUGCUAGUGUUACUACAUUAUGUCAUAGUUUACCUGUGCCCUUAUCUCAAGUGUGACUUCCCUUCUCCUAAAAUCUGUUUUUGUGUCUGAUGUUUCUGAAGGCACUUUAUAAUUAAGACUACAAAAUAGAUCCAUAUUAUGGUGCGACUGUCACUCUUCAACAACGCUAUCUGCCAAUCAUGAUUUCAAAAGCUUUAUUCUGUCGGCUGUGUUGUUUAUUCACAGAACUCUUUAUGUUAGGGAAACAUAUAGGACCACAGCUGACUACAUACAGCAGGUCAAGGCAAUACUUCUUCUCAAACAAAUCUAACCUCCAUAUACUCUUUAGUCUGAUUAUGUUUAGUCCAGGAGUAGCAUAGGUCAAGGAGGUAGUGAAUCACUGUUUUUGGACAGAGAAUGAUGUACGGAGUAGACUACUGCCUGUCUCUUACUGUUCAUCACCUUCCAAUGGCGCUAACACUGUUACAUUAGAAUCUCAUUCUAUUUCUAUUGUUUGAAUUCUUUCAGCUUCCAUCUUGUUCCACUAAAUGAUUACUACCGUAUAUGGGAAGACCAAUGCUGUGUAAACAUUUUGAAAAUAUCCUAGACCUGCUCGACUGUCAAAUGUUUUUCCUCUGCAUUUUAGACCUAAUGUCAUAUUUCCUUUAUGUAAGAUUUUGUGAAUUAUAUUAAAAAAUGACAUGUUAAAUACA
This is a messenger RNA of Salvelinus fontinalis (brook trout), 6626 nucleotides long. RefSeq lists its product as uncharacterized. Gene Ontology annotation, biological process: positive regulation of Rho protein signal transduction. The coding region runs from base 581 to 4363 and encodes 1260 amino acids. NCBI's taxonomy places the organism in Eukaryota, Metazoa, Chordata, Actinopteri, Salmoniformes, Salmonidae. Gene Ontology annotation, molecular function: guanyl-nucleotide exchange factor activity. The transcript has 9 exons. The record is from RefSeq and is a predicted model, not a curated record.